Arctia plantaginis is the source of this 852-nucleotide messenger RNA. Lineage: Eukaryota; Metazoa; Arthropoda; Insecta; Lepidoptera; Erebidae. The record is from the annotation of a GenBank genome assembly.
AUGACGGUGCAACGAGACGAGCGCGACGCGCGCGCUCCUCGCACACGCUUCAUGAUUACGGAUAUACUUGACGCACCUACCAGGGACCUCAGCGUGCACAGAGACUCAGACUCUGAUAGAUCAGCUACAGAUUCACCAGGUGUGAAGGAUGAUUCAGACGACGUGUCAAGUAAAAGUUGCGGUGGAGAUUCAUCAGGGUUGGCCAAGAAGCAGCGAAAAGCGCGAACAGCGUUCACGGACCACCAGCUGCAAACUUUAGAAAAGUCUUUCGAGAGACAGAAGUACCUUAGCGUCCAAGAUCGAAUGGAGCUGGCCGCUAAACUAGGACUAACGGAUACUCAGGUCAAAACCUGGUAUCAGAAUAGAAGAACAAAAUGGAAAAGGCAGACGGCUGUAGGUUUGGAACUACUAGCGGAAGCUGGUAACUACGCAGCAUUCCAGCGGUUAUAUGGUGGCUACUGGCCUGGUGUACCAGCGUACCCUGCCCAGCCUGCACCAGCUGCUGACCUGUAUUAUCGACAAGCUGCUGCAACAGCUGCUGCCGCCGCUACAGCUACUGCUAAUACAUUGCAGAAGCCAUUGCCUUAUCGGUUAUAUCCAGGCGCGCCCUUAGGCGGUGUACCACCUCUGGGACUUGGACUACCAGGUCCGUCUGCGCAUCUGGGUGGGCUUGGUGCUCCGGCGCUGGGGGCUCUAGGGUACUACGCGCAUGCACGGCGUUCUCCUUCGCCUGAUCUCGAUCCUGGCAGCCCAGCGCCUCCGCACCGCUCUUCUCCUCAUACCCCUCACACUCCACACACACCUGUGGAUAGACCUUCUGACGACGACGAUGAUGAACCCAUACACGUCUAA